AUGGCUCUUGACGCGCUUCUGGGUUCCGGCCCUCUCCUGCUUCUGGGCAUAGUGAUUUUCAGCUCUGUGACUAGCAGUGAAAAUGCAACAGCUGGCCUGGAAACCAAGAAGCUUUCCUGUGAUCACAUGAAUGGAACAUGUACAGAUUUGAGAUUGAGUGGGCAUUUUUCCGAAUGUCCUGAGAAGUACAAGUACUUCUGUGUCAAGGGAAGAUGCCGCUAUGUUGAUGCAGUACAAACUCCAUCCUGCAUCUGUGAGAGAGGCUACACUGGGGAAAGAUGCGAGCGAUUGGACUUAUUUCAUCUAAGAGGAGAUCAAAAUCAAAUUGUGGUAGUUGCUUUGAUAGCUGUUAUGGUAAUGCUUAUCAUCCUGAUUGCAUGUAUCUGCACUUACACUCAUUAUUGUCGGAAAAAGCGUAGAAAGAGGAAACAGGAGGAAUCCGGGACUUGUGAUAAUGAGCAGCCAAUGAAAACUGAUGAUAUACUUGAGACGGAUAUUGAAUGA
Molecule: messenger RNA, 504 nt
Organism: Thamnophis elegans (Western terrestrial garter snake)
Lineage: Eukaryota; Metazoa; Chordata; Lepidosauria; Squamata; Natricidae
Gene: BTC
Product: betacellulin
Exons: 5
Coding region: 1-504 (167 amino acids)
Biological process (GO): positive regulation of mitotic nuclear division; epidermal growth factor receptor signaling pathway; positive regulation of cell population proliferation
Source: RefSeq, a predicted model, not a curated record